CUCUAAUGUACACAAAUUGUUUACAGCUACCACAAAUAGGUAUACGACACUACAUGUCAGCAAACGCAACGUCGACAAGCAACACACCUCUAGGGACAGCUCAGCAAGAGUCCAUUAACUGCCAUACACACUGCUACUGAGACAGAAACCCCACCCACUCACCACUGACUGACAGGAAAACAAUGGAUGACUUGGAGGAGAACUUGAGAAGACUUCUUCGAGGAGAGUCCAUCCCGAUGUCGCACGUUGAUGUCAGAGUUAUAGAUGCAGAAUCUUUUGUCCCACUGACAAAGCUGUCGAUUGGCUACAUUGUGUGUGGGGUUCUCAUCAAUGACAAGAAUGAGGUGCUGAUGAUGCAGGAAGCAAAGCGGUCUUGUUAUGGAGACUGGUACCUGCCCGCUGGGAGACUGGAGCCAGGAGAGAACCUCGUGGAUGGAGUGAAGCGUGAGGUCAAAGAGGAGACUGGCCUCGAGUGUGAGCCGACAACCCUGAUCAGUGUGGAGUGUAGCUCGGGUGUCUGGCAUAGGUUCACCUUCACAGGCAGAGUCACAGGAGGCAAUCUGAAGUCAACCAAGGAGAAGGAUUCAGAAUCCUUACAAGGUCGCUGGAUGAGCAUGGACACCAUCAAGAGCUCGGAGACGCAGCUGAGAUCUUUUGACAUUCUAAAGCUGAUCAAGUGUACCCAGAAGUACUAUGCAGCGGUUGAAGCAGCUCGUCACCCGGCUAUGCUACCUGCCCUACGUGACCACUGCAUCCUGGUUCUCAGACUCGUGAUUGUCUUCAAGUUGGAUGACCGAAAAGAACAACUUUUGAUCAACACCAAAAAUGGUGCCCACUUCCCAAGUGGGAUGAUUGCCCCCCGGGAUCGGGCAGUAUCUGCGUGUUGCAAGAGAGUUGUGAAGAGUGCCUUUGGCAAGGCACAGGAAGUCCCAAAGGUCUGUGGUUUGUUGUCUGUGGAGCAUUGUGGGAUACCUAAAGGUGAACAUGACGGUGUGUGUUACACAAUGGUGUAUAUGUAUGAAGGCCUGGGGAGUGACCAGACGCCCCAGAUAAAGAACCCAAGCUAUGAGUGGAGGAGUCUGCAUGAUGACAGUUUACACACGGAGCUCCUCACUCGGAUUCAGCAGGAGCUACUUGUUCCUUUAAUUGACUUGCACUGAACCUUCUAUUUGUCAUUGCCAAACUUUAACAUGCAUUGUGUGGGGGAUGUUCUACAGUGUUUUAAAGUGCUGUCUGUGGGGUGCGUUAGGUCUGGAUUGUGUGACUCAGCUAAGGUCUGAAUGAGAGGAUGGGAUCUGAUGAUGUGUACAUGACAUGGACAAUGAUGGAGAGAGCAAACCAAGACAAAUAGUUGCCUAGCUUUUCCAUCCUCGAUUAUCCAGGGUAUUACAGCUCCAUACUGUUAGGAUUAAUACCCUUGAGCCUAUCACCAUUAUUGCUUUGUUUCGGAAGCGAUGUCACCAGCUGAAGGUCUGUAUCACUCACUCAUCAUUCCUGUCACUCAUAAGCUUCAAAUCCACAACUAAUAAGAAUGAUCCUUUUGAACUAGAGUUCGGCAUAACAGUCUCACAUGAGCGAGAACUUGGUAAAGAAAAGAGUUUUUGAAUCAUGAAACCUAUUAUGAAUUUUUUGCUGGUAAAGAUGCUUUCCUGAGUCUUACAUUUGGUGUAAAUGUCAAUGCUUACAAAUGAUCCCAGUUGUAUUUGAAAUAGAAAGCUGGGUGAGUCAAGGACUGUUGUAUUGCCUCUUGUGUCAAUCAUAAAAAGCAUUCUAAUUUGAUUGGAUGGCUAUUUGUAGUAUCAUGUCGACUCAAAAUGAGUCUAUGGUGGCAUGUGGUUCCUGAGUAUUUGUCAUGAUACAGUGCAGAUAUAAUACCCUGGAUGAGAGAGGAUGGACCUACUAUGCCAUGUGGAAUGAUUUCACCCAAGUGAAAGAAACUUAACCUGCGCAGAUGGUCUCCCCCAUCAAUCCCACAUCUUAAUUAUUGUUAUACAGUAUUUGACAGAAUUGGUGCUGCUUCCCUGGUAACUGCCUCCAUUAUCAGCGCUUGAGAUGUAACCAUUGAUCAGCCUAGUGACAUUGCAAGUGUCCAUCAAUGACAAGUUAAGAUAUCAGCAGUUACCAACGAUAUCCUCACUACAAUAUAGGGAGUAUUAAUAAGUGCAGAGUCCAUAUACGGAUAUUUUCUACGUGUAUUAUUAGGAACAUAGAAGCAGUGCAUGAUGCCGUUUUUCUUCGUAGCUAUUGUAAGCUAAAUAAACCUUUAACAUAUUUACAAUAAAUGAUUGCUGUUCUUUACAGAGUCAAGGAAAGUAACAUAACUAGCCUUGGAUCAAAGAUAUGAUGGAAAUAAAGUCUGUAAACUCUCAGGGGGCACGGUUGGCCCAUUCGUCUAAGGUGCCACGAUUCGCUGUGCAGAGUUGCGUCCCUUGGGCACGCCAGAAACCUAUGAUUGUGGGUUCGAAUCCCGG
Molecule: messenger RNA, 2471 nt
Organism: Haliotis rufescens (red abalone)
Lineage: Eukaryota; Metazoa; Mollusca; Gastropoda; Lepetellida; Haliotidae
Product: 8-oxo-dGDP phosphatase NUDT18-like
Exons: 8
Coding region: 183-1160 (325 amino acids)
Molecular function (GO): magnesium ion binding; 8-oxo-GDP phosphatase activity; 8-oxo-dGDP phosphatase activity
Source: RefSeq, a predicted model, not a curated record